ACAGCGCUCCGAUUCACGACCCUAUAAUUAUUAUUACGAAUACUCUGCACAUUUCUCUGCCGUUUACUUAUUUUGAUCAAAUCCCUGGAAUCCGGAGUCAUUUUGCACCGAUUUGUAAAGGUCACACGGGCUGUGGCGAACAGCGAAUAAUCCUUAAAAAUUAUAUAUAUUUUAUUUGUUAUUAUUAACCAUGCUGCGGCCGUCGGUUAAGCGGCCGCUCGCCGCGGGAUUCUUCCUCACCGCCGCCCUCCUCCUGGAUGUCGCCAGCGUCCUGGAGGGCGCCACCAGCAACACCAACGCCACCCAGCCCAACCGCAACACCCAACCGCAUCAGGUGCCCGGCAACCGCCCGCCGGGCGGCGGCCAGCAGUUCGCCACCAACCCACCCUUCGGCCAGCGGCCGCCCGGCUUCGGACCGGGUCAAGGGCAAUACGGACAGGGUCAAGGUCAGUUCGGUCAAGGUCAAGGUCAAGGCCAGUAUGUACAGGGAAACAGGCCCCCGCAGGGGCCACAGGGGCCGCAGGGGGGGUUCGGGCAGCCGCAGCGGCCGCAGCAGAUUUUCGGAUUCGGACAGGGCCAGGGCUUCGGACAAGGACAAAGUGGAUUCGGACAAGGCCAGACGGGAUUCGGACACGCCGGCGGGCAGCAGUACCAGCAGGGCGGCGGCCAGUAUAGUCGACCCACCCAGAACCAGGCUACCGCUAGCCAAGGUCGGCCGCCGCAGAACCAAGCCCCGUACCAGUUCACCCGGCCCACUCAAAUCUUCCCGGGCCAGAGCGCCGCCCAGCAGCGUCCGCGGCCGCCGACCCGGCCGACCACCAUCCAACGGCAGUUCGGCUACGGCGACGGCGACGAGGAAUGGGGCCCGCCGCCCGCCUACGACGGCUGGCCGCUGGCCGACCUGGAAUGGGGCUACUACGCCCCCGGCCACGCCUACGCCCCCGACCCCCACGGUGCCGCCUUCCGGUGAGCGGGCGGAAUUAAACUGGAUUCUUCCGCAAAUUAAACUGGAGUUUUCUUGAAUUUUGUCAACGGAUAUGUGGCAGAUUAACCGAGUGACCUUUUGCGUGUUUGUUAACAACAUAUUGUUCAUUGUUGAUGGAAUGUUGUUAGGAACGUGUCGUGAAUAAAUGAAACAGAAUAAGUA
Paramacrobiotus metropolitanus is the source of this 1147-nucleotide messenger RNA. RefSeq lists its product as uncharacterized. Bases 191 to 970 code for a protein of 259 amino acids. The transcript has 2 exons. Lineage: Eukaryota; Metazoa; Tardigrada; Eutardigrada; Parachela; Macrobiotidae. The record is from RefSeq and is a predicted model, not a curated record.